Molecule: messenger RNA, 969 nt
Organism: Acipenser ruthenus (sterlet)
Lineage: Eukaryota; Metazoa; Chordata; Actinopteri; Acipenseriformes; Acipenseridae
Product: C-X-C motif chemokine 11-1-like
Exons: 4
Coding region: 165-446 (93 amino acids)
Biological process (GO): antimicrobial humoral immune response mediated by antimicrobial peptide; cellular response to lipopolysaccharide; inflammatory response
Cellular component (GO): extracellular region
Molecular function (GO): chemokine activity; CXCR chemokine receptor binding
Source: RefSeq, a predicted model, not a curated record
UCCCUUUUUUCUUGGCUUGUUGACAGGAUGUCAGUGGAUUGUUAGGCUGUGGAAAUGGUAUAAAUACUGCAGAUUCGUGCACCUUUUCAUCAGCACUUCACUUGAACUAUCAAGAGAACAAACUCCUCCUGAAGAACCAACAGAAACAUUACAAGACUAAAACAAUGAACUCAACAGCCAUCCUGUGUCUUGCUGUCUUGUUCUGUGCAGCUAUUGAAGGCUCACCAAUGCCUGGCAAGGGUCGCUGUCAUUGCCUUGGAGAUGGUGUCAACUUUAUUCAACCAAGACUCAUUGAGAAGUUAGAUGUGAUUCCUGCAUCAAUGACGUGUGGCAACUUGGAGAUUAUUGUUACACUGAAGAACAGUGGAGAGCUGAGAUGCCUGAAUCCCAAAUCCAAGUUUUCACAGAAUUUCAUUAAGAACGCAAAGAAAAUGCCCCAGCAGUAGACUUUAACGUCAACAAGAGAAGAACAACCUCAAAGAUUUUCAAAAGCCACCUUUUUUGAAGACCCCAGAACAAAGACCAAACGCCCUCCAAGAUUCUUAGAAACUGCUUGUUACGCUUUCUCCUCCUCUCUGAAUAAAGUGUAAAGUUCCUAAUGUAAAUAUCUGGACAGACCCUAUAAAUGAGAAAUAUUUAUAAAUAUUGAAAUUGUUUUUCUGUGUUUAAAAUAACAAAACAUAAACCAAUGUAGAUAUGUACAAAUAUUGUGUUAUUUAAAAAAUAAUAAUACAAGUCUUAACUGACUGGAAAUGAAUCAUUUCACAAGUCUGAAUCCCAAAUGCUGAGCAUGUUGUAAAUCCGUGUCUGAAAAUAUUUACUGUAUCUUUGAUCUAUGACUAAACAUUUAUUGUAUAAAUUGUAAAAUGUUCUGUACAAUUAUUUUGAUAUUGAGUGUCAAAUUAUUGUUUGAGGAUAUUCAUGUUUUUUGUUCAACCUUUUAAGUUCAAAUAAAUGACAUUUUUUGAA